AUGCCUCCCAAAAUCCCUUUCCCCUACAUUCUGUUCUUUCUCUGGAUCGAGCCCGCCUCGACUCUGGUCGGCGCCUUUUACGCGUGGUUCAAACCAUCCACCUACCUCGAGCUGCAGCAUGCUGCAUCUGCGCCCUCCAUCUUAGGUCUGCCACUGGGGACCAACGUGGUCCUGCGUCAACUGGGCAAUCUCUACCUUGCCUUUGCCUUUAAUGAAGCGCUUGUUCUUCGAGCCACCAAUGACCUCAACGUCUGGCGGGUCUUGUUGCUCGGACUCCUGAUUGCCGACUUUGGCCAUCUAUACAGUUGCCUCCCUCUUGGUGUCACCGCCUAUUACGACAUCUACAAUUGGAAUGGAAUUGACUAUGGGAAUUUCCUUUUUGUCUAUGUUGGUGCCUUGACUAGAAUCUGUUUCUUGUCUGGUGUGGGAUUCUCUUCCUCUGCCAAGAAGCCAAAGUCAAAGGCCAAAAAGACGGUUCGAAUCCAAGAUGUCAGCGAUAACAAUGAUAUCAACACGACUGAACCGCUCUUUACUCCCACUCAGUUGAGCAAAUCUCCAGCUCAAAGCACCAGAAGGAGAAAGAAUAAAAAGUGAGACUGAGGGUUUGGUGCGAUUCGCCGCGCCACCUCGAGACUGAUUGAUGUGACUUUAUCUCCACAUUUCCACCUGUCUUUUUGCGAUCUAACUUACAACAUUGCCGUCUGGAAUCAUGGGUCAUAUUUGCUUGUUCAAGUGAAUUCAACAAUCAAGGCUACAUACCAUCCGAACCAUCGAGUUUCCAGUCGCUGUUACACGCGCCGAGCCAAUCUCGGACGGACCAAUUUGGGUGAGAUCAAGCAACGCAGCUUUCCGCAAGUCACGGCCUGAAAAGUUCAUAUUCAUCACCACUCCUGCCUUUCAUUGACCCUUUCGCUCUCGUUUCCAAUCGUAAAUCAACCUGCUGCUGCGAUAGCCACCACUGCCAACCUCUUGCCGCCCGACUUAUCCUCAGGGAUGUCCCAGAACCCAGUGGUCUGGCCAGCGAUCUCUGCGUCGUUGUGCUUGCCAUGACAGACACAGUUCCUGACGCUAUCAUACAGACCAGCUAGCUCCUCGUCCUUUUCGCCGCCAAUCAAUUCUCUCACAUCGACGUCCACGGGCAGUUGUGGC
Molecule: messenger RNA, 1149 nt
Organism: Exophiala mesophila
Lineage: Eukaryota; Fungi; Ascomycota; Eurotiomycetes; Chaetothyriales; Herpotrichiellaceae
Exons: 1
Coding region: 1-594 (197 amino acids)
Source: RefSeq, a predicted model, not a curated record